This is a messenger RNA of Grus americana (Whooping crane), 1505 nucleotides long. RefSeq names its product acyl-CoA thioesterase 8 (gene ACOT8). Gene Ontology annotation, molecular function: fatty acyl-CoA hydrolase activity. Lineage: Eukaryota; Metazoa; Chordata; Aves; Gruiformes; Gruidae. The coding region runs from base 293 to 826 and encodes 177 amino acids. The transcript is spliced from 6 exons. Gene Ontology annotation, cellular component: peroxisomal matrix. Gene Ontology annotation, biological process: fatty acid catabolic process; acyl-CoA metabolic process. The record is from RefSeq and is a predicted model, not a curated record.
UGGAGCGGCUGGAGGUCGACCUCUUCAGGGGCCGGCACCACUGGGUGCCCGCUACGCAGCGCCUCUUCGGCGGGCAGAUCGUGGGGCAGGCCCUGGUGGCGGCCGCCCGCGCCGUUAGCCGCGACGAACAGGGGACCCCAAGGUGCCGGUGCUGUAUGAGGUGGAGCGGACCCGUACAGGGAAGAGCUUCUCUGUUCGUUCUGUAAAGGCCAUCCAGCACGGAAAGCCGAUCUUCACCUGCCAGGCCUCCUUCCAGCUCUCCCAGGAGAGCCCAGUGCAGCACCAGUUCACCAUGCCUGCUGUGCCACCCCCUGAGGAGCUGCUGACACAAGAGGAGCUCAUCCAGAAGUUCCUGCAGAAUCCUAACCUGGCAGAGAGAUACAGAAAGCAUCUCAACAAGAUUCAAGCCGAAGAUGUGCCGAUUGAUAUCAAACCUGUGAACCCGCCAGAUAUAUUCUGCUCAGAGCCACAAGAACCAAAGCAACUCUUCUGGGUGCGAGCACGAGGCUACAUAGGAGAGACUGACAUGAAGGUGCACUGCUGCGUGGCCGCCUACAUUUCUGACUACGCCUUCCUGGGCACAGCCCUGCUCCCGCACCGGCAGUACCGCAUCAAGUUCAUGGUGUCCCUCGAUCAUUCCAUGUGGUUCCACGCGUCCUUCCGAGCGGACCACUGGAUGCUGUACGAGUGUGAGAGCCCCUGGGCUGGCGGGUGCCGGGGACUGGUGCAGGGACGGCUGUGGCGCAGGGACGGGAUCCUGGCUGUCACCUGUGCGCAGGAAGGAGUCAUCAGGGUGGAGCAAACGCCAAACCAGAGCAAGCUCUAGCUGAGGAAGCCGGCAGCAGUGGUUCUACCAACCCCCUGCAGGUUGGGGCUCAGGCACGCCAAGGAGGGACCCCAGGACCAAAACAGAGGUGGGCAAGGCAGGACCCCAGGCAGCAGCAGGGAGAAGCCUCAAAGGAGACCGGGCUGGAUCCAGCACUGCGGGGAUGGGGAGCCACAGAGCCAUCCGCAGUGACUGCCAGCUGCACAGCACGUAACCACAUGCCACAAUCGGCCAUCCUUCACCUGCCUUAAAUAAAGCCAUCAAGUGAACAGCUGGGGUCUGUCCCCUGGACUUUGUCCCUUGGCUUCCAUGAUUGUGCUCACCCGAGGGAGCAUCUCCUGGCAGGGGAAGGGCAGGCAGUGCUGGGGGCACUGGGGGACAGCUCUGCCCCCCAGGAGGGAAAAGCAAUACUGCAGCUGAUGUGGCUUCCCCUUCUCACUUCUCCUGCCCUCCCUGUGCCCUGGUGUGUCAGUCACCGCUUCUGCUCACCCUCGGUCUCCUCCCAGGGGGGCCCAGCCCCUGGGAGCACAGGGAACGGGAUGAGUCAGCUCCCACCUCAGUGUGGGGGGCUUGAGGGUUCCUGCUGAUGGGGCCCUAGGGGAAGUGAAGCUGAACAGACACAGCAGGCACCCUGCUCUUCUUCCUACCAAGACUUUAUUAAAUAAAGUCCUUUUUAUUG